ACUAUUGAUCAUUCAUCUCUCUCUCUCUCUUCUCUCUCUCUCUCCUCCCUCUCUCUCUCUCUGGAUCUGGAAUCGCAGAGUUUCUGCUCCGAUACGCAAUGGGGAGAACCGGCGUUGAAUCUCAUGCAAUCCUUACACUUUUCUCCAUCUGCAUUUUGCUAUUUCCUCACAAUGCAUUCAGCUUCUAUCUCCCAGGUGUUGCCCCCGAAGACUUCCAAAAGGGAGAUGUGCUGAACGUGAAAGUGAACAAGUUGACUUCGAUAAAGACUCAGCUUCCUUACUCGUACUAUUCUAUUCCUUUCUGUUCCCCAAAGACCAUAGUUGACAGCCGAGAAAAUCUUGGAGAAGUACUUCGUGGUGAUCGAAUUGAGAACUCCCCCUAUGUGUUUAAAAUGAGGGAACCGCAGAUGUGCAAUGUUGUCUGUCGACUUAAAUUCGACGCAAAAAUUGCGAAAGAAUUUAAAGAAAAAAUCGAAGAUGAAUAUCGUGUUAACAUGAUCCUAGAUAAUCUGCCUUUGGUUGUUCCUAUUCCAAGAUCAGCACAAGAAGGCCCUCCCAUUUACCAGCUCGGUUAUCAUGUUGGGCUCAAAGGCCAAUAUGCUGGUAGCAAGGAUGAAAAGUACUUUCUACACAACCACUUGAGCUUCACUGUCAAGUUUCACAAGGACGAGCUGACUGAUUCAUCAAGAAUCGUCGGUUUUGAGGUCACACCAUUUAGUGCCAAGCAUGAAUAUGACGGAGAGUGGAGCGAGAAUACUCGUCUAACAACGUGCGAUCCCCAUGCAAAGCAUACGGUCUCUUCUUCAAACUCCCCGCAAGAAGUUGAUGACAAACAAGAAGUUAUAUUCACUUACGACGUUGCAUUUGAGGAAAGCGAAGUGAAGUGGGCAUCAAGAUGGGACACUUACCUACUAAUGACAGACGAUCAAAUCCACUGGUUCUCAAUAGUAAACUCCCUCAUGAUUGUUCUCUUUCUCUCCGGCAUGGUGGCGAUGAUAAUGCUUCGAACGCUUUACCGCGACAUCUCAAAGUACAACGAACUCGAAACACAAGAAGAAGCCCAAGAAGAAACGGGCUGGAAAUUAGUCCACGCGGACGUAUUCCGCCCCCCAAACCACCCCGAACUGCUCUGCGUCUAUGUAGGGACAGGUGUCCAAUUCUUAGGGGUCGUCCUAGUCACCAUGGUCUUCGCAGUCUUCGGUUUUCUCUCUCCUUCGAACAGAGGAGGCCUUAUGACUGCCAUGUUGUUUCUUUGGGUUUUCAUGGGACUUUUCGCAGGUUACACAUCGGCCCGUCUUUACAAAAUGUUCAAAGGAACCGAGUGGAAGAAAAUCGCCGUCCAGACAGCGUUUUUAUUUCCAGCUGUCGUUUUUGGAAUCUUUUUUGUCCUCAAUGCUCUUAUAUGGGGGCAGAAAUCUUCGGGGGCGGUUCCAUUCGGAACUAUGUUUGCCUUGGUUUUUCUAUGGUUCGGAAUUUCGGUGCCACUUGUCUUUGUGGGUAGUUACGUAGGGUUUAAAAAACCUGCGAUCGAAAAUCCGGUUAAGACGAAUAAAAUACCUAGACAAAUACCCGAGCAGCCGUGGUACAUGAACCCGAUAUUCUCGAUCUUGAUCGGUGGAAUUUUACCCUUUGGAGCUGUCUUUAUCGAGCUGUUUUUCAUUCUUACUUCGAUUUGGUUGAAUCAGUUCUACUACAUAUUCGGGUUUCUGUUCAUAGUGUUUGUCAUUCUGCUAGUGACGUGUGCUGAGAUCACUAUCGUAUUGUGCUAUUUCCAGCUCUGCAGUGAGGAUUAUCUUUGGUGGUGGAGAUCUUAUCUCACUUCUGGUUCUUCAGCGGUGUAUCUAUUUCUGUACGCUACUUUUUACUUCUUUACGAAGCUGGAUAUUACGAAGCCUGUUUCGGGUGCGUUGUACUUUGGGUAUAUGCUCAUUGCUUCGUACGCAUUCUUUGUGCUGACGGGUACGAUUGGGUUCUACGCGUGCUUCAUUUUCACAAGGCUGAUUUAUUCUUCGGUGAAGAUCGAUUGAGGUAUAUCCUUAUUUUUUUUUCGGUGAAGAGAAUUGUUAUUAUUCAUUAUUCAUAUGGAAGUACGCGAUGCGAUGUAUGAUGUUUAAUUAGAAAUGGCCGUAACUAGGCAAUUAAUUGUAAUGUGGUAAUGUUUUUUUCCAUUUAUUAUUAUUGUUAUUUUGUGUUGUCGAGGUUUUCUUGAUUUUGUAGCAAGAAUGUCGUAGAGCUUUUGUAAAUUGUUCGAAAGUGUAUCAGACGAAUUCUUUCGAAUACGAGUCGGACUUGAGACAUAUUAUCCCAGGAUUAAUGUAGAACAAAGUUCGAUUUUUAUUUCAUACUUCGCAUUGAUUCUACCGUUUGUAGGCUGG
Molecule: messenger RNA, 2375 nt
Organism: Erythranthe guttata (spotted monkey flower)
Lineage: Eukaryota; Viridiplantae; Streptophyta; Magnoliopsida; Lamiales; Phrymaceae
Product: Endomembrane protein 70 protein family
Biological process (GO): protein localization to membrane
Cellular component (GO): membrane
Source: RefSeq, a predicted model, not a curated record